Messenger RNA from Rhinichthys klamathensis goyatoka, 674 nucleotides. RefSeq names its product tubulin polymerization-promoting protein family member 3-like. Gene Ontology annotation, biological process: microtubule bundle formation; positive regulation of protein polymerization; microtubule polymerization. The record is from RefSeq and is a predicted model, not a curated record. Gene Ontology annotation, cellular component: microtubule. Gene Ontology annotation, molecular function: tubulin binding. The transcript has 4 exons. Bases 124 to 669 code for a protein of 181 amino acids. Lineage: Eukaryota; Metazoa; Chordata; Actinopteri; Cypriniformes; Leuciscidae.
ACACACACACACACACUUAGCACGGGCAUAGAGGAAGACGAGAAACCGUCCUUUCAGCAUCCUUUCAGUAGCAGCUUAGCAUCAGUAUCCAAGAUUGUCCACCUCACUGUCAGAUCUGACAGCAUGGCUGAGGGUUCAGGUGAGGUUUCGCUGGCAGAGGUUGAGACAGCAUUUCGUAAAUUUGCAGUUCAUGGAGACACCAAAGGAACAGGGAAUGAGAUGAAUGGGAAAAACUUUGUUAAGCUGUGUAAGGACUGCAAGGUCAUCGAUGGGAAAAGUGUCACCAGCACGGAUGUGGACAUCGUCUUCAGCAAAGUCAAGGUUAAAUCAGCACGUGUCAUCACGUUUGAGCAGUUCACUCAAGCCAUGGCCGAGUUGGCUACAAAACGUUUUAAAGGGAAGAGCCAGGAAGAGGCAGUACAGCUUCUCUACAGUCUCAUGGCUGGCAAAGAACCUGCCAACAUUGGUGUCACUAAAGUGGAAAAAGCCUCUGCUGUGGACAGGCUAACAGACAGCAGUAAGUUCACUGGUUCUCAUAAGGAGCGUUUUGAUCCGUCUGGAAAAGGAAAAGGCCGUGUUGGGAGGGAAGACAUCCCUGACACCAGUGGAUACGUCUCGACAUACAAAGGCCAAGGCACCUAUGACAGCAAAGUAAAAGGGGACGAUUGAGAGAG